UUUUACGACAGGUCUACGGGAAUAAAUAAUAAACUUCCAUCAGAACAGCGUAAUAAAGACAUAAUAACAGGUAUACAAUUUGGAAAACUUUUACAAUAUAUUACCGCUAAAAAUAAGUAUGAUAUUAAUUCAUGGUUAAAUGAACAUAAAAAUAAAUUGAAAAAACACUUAAAUAGAAUGCAAAUUAAAUUGAAACGAAAAGAAUAUGAUAAAUAUUGUAAAAAUUUAAAUUACAUAUUAGAUUUUGUUGUACAAGCACUUAAAAAGUUCAAUGAUUCUAAUGAAUUUUUUAGAUUGAGUCACGAGUUUGAUAAAAACAGCAGGGAUAUAUUAAAUACUUACACUUCAUUAAAAUGUUCAAGAGAACUUUUUAAUUCUGAAGAUGAAAAUCUAUAUAUUAAGAAAAUAAUGUAUGAUUUAUUUGAUGAUAUUGAAUAUAUGUUGUCUGUUAAGCAUUUUAGAAAAAGUUCUCAAUAUAGGGGAAUUCUUUGGAACAUAUAUGAUACAGUUAGUGACAGAAAAAUUUUCGAUUUUGAUAAGAAUUGCACACUUUCCAUAAUAGGUGAAAAACUUAAAGCUCUGAAAUGUAACACAACACCUAUAGCUGCGCCAACUGUGACUGCUACUGAGCUACCGAGCUCUGGAGGAGAUUUAUCAGAGUCACGAGGAAGUGAAGAUGAAGAACUAUUAGAUGUAGAAAAUCCAGAAUCUGCUGAUACUUUUCCAGAAAAUCUGACAAUUAGUCUUCCAGUUAACGAGGAUCCACCUAAGCUAGAUACUACCUAUGCUGCUGCUUCGCUUGCAGGAAUUUCCCUAUUUGGUACCAUAUUAUAUAAGUAUACAUCCUUUGGAUCUUGGUUAAAUCCACGAAGAGGAGCAAUAAAUGGAAGUAAUAUAUUUCCUAUAGAUAACCAUGUAUAUGAUGCGAACACAAUGAAUAAUUUUGAAUAUUUACAAACUGGCAUAACAAAUGAUGAAUAUCAAGUUGGAUACGGUUCUGUAACAGAUUACUAA
Plasmodium vivax (malaria parasite P. vivax) is the source of this 1014-nucleotide messenger RNA. Its product is annotated as Pv-fam-c protein. Lineage: Eukaryota; Apicomplexa; Aconoidasida; Haemosporida; Plasmodiidae. The transcript is spliced from 3 exons. The record is from RefSeq and is a predicted model, not a curated record. The annotation marks the transcript as partial.